Messenger RNA from Chaetomium globosum CBS 148.51, 522 nucleotides. RefSeq lists its product as uncharacterized. The transcript has 3 exons. Bases 1 to 522 code for a protein of 173 amino acids. The record is from RefSeq and is a predicted model, not a curated record. NCBI's taxonomy places the organism in Eukaryota, Fungi, Ascomycota, Sordariomycetes, Sordariales, Chaetomiaceae.
AUGGGCGGUUUCUACAUGCAGUAUCUCGAAACCCCGUCGACUUUCGAUUUGCUGGCCCCUGUCCCUCCAAUGUGUCCCGUAGGGCUGAGGACGAUCAUGUUGGGCUGUCAUGCAGAUUGCUUCACGUCACCCGAGUUUCCGCACCCCUCCUCGUUUGCCUUCCCGCAAGGGGGCCUCUGCCGGCGGCGUGGGUGGCAUGACCCCACGUAUGAAUGCUACCGCGAUGCCAAUGGCUACACGUGCCUCGUCCUGGUGAAUGGGCGGGAGUACCAAACUGAUCUGGAGUACGAGUCCAACACCCUGGCGCAGGAGAAUGCGGCCAUGCGUGCCUUUAUGGUUUGCCGGAACUUCUCGGUCAAUGGCGGCAUGCUUGCCCGCAACGGGAUCGUCCAGGGCCUGCCGGCGGACGAGGCUGGCCGCAAGCCCAAGAAGAGCAGCCGCCACACAAGCACCUCCAAUCACGGACACAGGAGCAGAUCCAGCCACCACUCAAGCAGCAGCUCGACUACCUCGCUAGAGUGA